AUGCCCACCUCAUUUGAUAACGAAAUCAACCAUACUUCGAGCGGACCAUCACAAUCCAACAAAACGAAAGGCGCUUCAGCUGGAGUGCAGAUUCCCACCAAGAACGCCAAAAAAAAUGGGACGGCGAGGGAUGGCGGUGCUGCUGGAGGGGUUAUGGCUGCGGUGACGAGGAGUAAUGCAGCGAAAUCCCUGGGUGAAUCGCCUCCUACGCUACCCUCUUCAUACGAAGACAAGAUCACGAACUACGGCUACCCUGGAAAAGAACCAAAGGGAUCUCCCAAUAAUCACAUCCCUUCAUCUUCUCCAUUAAAUACAAUAAGUCGUAGAAGACCGCUGAGCUAUCAAAUGGAUGGAAACCUGCCAUACAGUCCUGAAGAAUAUCACUCUGCACUGGCGUUUGCAGCUCGACGUACCUCAACCUAUUCACAACAAUCACAAGCGGUACGAUAUAAUCCUUAUCCACCGCUUCCACAUCAACCUCAAGCUCAUUUCCAUGGAGCGCCGGAUACCAAUCUUAUGUUGUCACCUAGAACCUCGGGUCUGAUCCCUGGUGAGAAAGGCUUUUAUUGUGGAUUUGAUAGUUAUCCGGCUCAGGAUGCAAGCAAACCUCCAAAUAAUGUGAUUGUUACUGGAUUUGAGGGUGGGCUAAGUAUUCAUAAUGUCACCAAGAGAGGUGUGAAUAAGAUACUCAAUUUAGAUGGGUUGAGAGGUGGGGUCUACAACUCCAAGAUCCUUCCGUGGACCGCUGGAUCGGAGCAUUCCGUUCAAUAUCCUUUGAUCGCUGUCGUUGUUCACGGUCCGGUUCGUACAACCAGUGAGAAUUCCCCUGAAUAUACUACGUCUCCGGAAAGCCCUCCUGCGCCGACUGAUGCAGUGGGUUCUCCAAGGUUGUCUACCCGCUCCAUCGAUGGCGAGAACGAUGAUGACUUGAUAGAAUGUUAUCAAACAACAGUUGAAGUAUAUUCAUUAAGUACAAAGAAACAUAUUGCCACUCUGCUAUAUACUCCAAAGAUACACUUGCCAAUAUCUCCGUCAAGCCCAUUAUUUACAGCACCAGCUCCAGUUGGGUCGUUCACAAUUCGAGCAGAUAGGGGUAAUGUUGUCGUAGCCUCGGGUAUCACUGGUGAAACAUGGAUUUUUCGGCACAAGGACAAAACUGUUUCAGAAGUCGAGUUCAAGUGUAUUGGGAAAGUAUGGACAACUGUUCAACACGGUCUUUCUGUAGAUCCAGCGGUCUUCAACAAUUUUGCGGAAGGUGUACGUCAGCCGGAAGCCAGCCCACGAUCUCAAUACAAAGCCUCAAUACUAUCUUUGAAUGGACGUUGGCUGGCCUAUUGUCCCUCGGCAGCAUUGUCCCAAGUCUCACUCCGUGCUACUGUUCCAGAGACUCUUGCAACGGGGCGCGUACCUGGCCUGAUUUCACAAGCUCCUCCUCAUAUUCCCGCGGUAAACUGUCUGGUGGAUACUCCCGGUGGUGAAGGGGUGUUAAAGCAAGUUCUUCAAGCUGCAACACAGGGAAUUGUCGAGAUAUCUGGAUAUGUUGGGAAGCAAGGUGCUCAGUAUUGGAAUAAUUACUGGAACAAGUCCGCAGCACCCCAGCAAACGAAUGGUGGGAACACAUAUUCAGCACCGCAGAACAAUUCUCCCCAGUUUCCUCCUACGCAUGGACUCAAUUGCCAAGCAAACACGACAAGCAAGGAUCCUGGGUUAAUAUCAAUUUUAGAUCUAGACUCGCUAACACAACAGACCUCGGGAUCAUCGAUUCAUCCUCUAGCUACUUUUCCCGUACCUCAUGGGUGUAGCUUUCUGUCACUUGCGCCUAGCGGUCUCGCUUUGUUCACCGCAAGUAGUAAAGGCGAUGUCCAGUUUGUCUGGGAUCUCAUGCGGUUGCAUUAUUCAAGGUCAUCUCUUCUCAAAGGGGCGGGGUCCCAAGGUGGAGGUGUACAUGGAUCGCAUGUUCGACAGAUUGCACAAUUCUCGCGCAUGACCAUUGCAAGAAUUGUGGACGUCGUAUGGACGGCACCACAUGGUGAGCGUGCUGCAAUGGUAACGGAGCCUGGAACGGUCCACAUUCUUGACCUUCCAGCUAGUGCAUUUACAUGGCCUCCACCACGACGGCGGAUUCAUUCAGGAAGCUCUGAUCAGACGAACCUCGAUAGCAACAACGCUACUCUUUCUGCUGUCGGAGUAGCUUCAAGUGCUGUGUCAUCACUGUGGACUGUAGCUCGACCUCUCGUCGGUUCUCGCAGGCGGCGAAGCAGUGUCGGUCUUCCGGGUAUCACUGCUGCUAGUGUGAAGUCGCAAGCAGGCCAGGGAACGCAGGCAUUGGCUGCUGGGAUUAGCCGGUCUGUAGGCGCUGCAACUGGUAAGAUGAAUGAAAUGCGAAAGUCUGGCGGAACGAAAUUGCACCUACCUAAGAGCAGAAAUAUCCCCAGCCCGAACUGCGUCAGAUUCUACAAUGGGAAGCAUGGUGAUUCAAUCAUCGUAGUCGGUGGAGGGAUUGUCCGAAUCUACACAGUGAAAAGUAGAAGGGCAGAUCGUCCAGCCGACAAGCAAAAGGCAUCCAGGGGUGCCAAAUACGUCGAAUUUCAGGUACCACCUCUACCUGACAUUAGAAUUGCGCCAGGUCCAGUACCCGACGAUGUUCUUGGUACAUUAGCCAGAGAUACAGCGGAUAAUUGGAAAGCGAGACAGGUAUCAAGUCGGGUAUCGCUUCCCUCUGGAGCCGAAUCUUCGAUACCUCAAGCAGAGAUUGAGUCGAAUGCACCAUAUCAGCCAUUUCAUACAGAUCGCCGGGUUAACCUCCAUAUAUAUUCUCAUGAAACGACUACACCAUCAUCUUCCACAUCUACAAGUGGUUCAUCUGACGUUAUUGUGACUGAAUCGACAAAGAAUGCGUGGGCAUUCGGCGGCCCUAUAAGAAGUGUGAGACUGGAUGUUGGUCCGCCCCAACUUACAGAAGAUGACUACGAAACUUCCUCUUACCAUAGGGCUCUCCCGUCUUCUGCCAUCGAGCGAGUAAUGAGGAUCGCAGACAGCAGUCAUGAGGACAUGGAGCAGAUUGUAGUUACUACGAGAAGACGCAAGGGUGCUAGCUCUAAUGGUGCCAUAAACGCAGGCAACGAAGACGAGGAAGGCUUCUUUGAAGAUGAUUGCGAGGUCCUAGAUUUUGCUAGCCAACGAGUUUGA
Molecule: messenger RNA, 3189 nt
Organism: Sclerotinia sclerotiorum 1980 UF-70
Lineage: Eukaryota; Fungi; Ascomycota; Leotiomycetes; Helotiales; Sclerotiniaceae
Exons: 2
Coding region: 1-3189 (1062 amino acids)
Biological process (GO): autophagy; response to starvation
Cellular component (GO): cytoplasm
Source: RefSeq, a predicted model, not a curated record